GCGGGCGCGGCGGGACGGCAGUUUGAAAGGCUUGGUGAGGAGUUCGGAGCUGCUGCUGAGUUUUUCCGGGCCGUUCCUGCAGUUGCUGUGGCGAGAUUGGAAUCCUUUGCGGUGCCUGCUCCGAUUGUUCGCUCUCCGGGAGAGUAAAUCUCUCAGUACCCACUGGCCUGCUCUCGGGAAGGCGACAAGAUGCUCUAGAGCCCUCAGUUUUCUUUCCAGUGAAAACAGCCCAGAGUCCGAGGCGUCCGCUGUCGGCGGUUUUGCCGGGAGUUUGUUGCUUUGAAAAAUGGCUACUGGACAGGAUCGAGUGGUUGCUCUGGUGGACAUGGACUGUUUUUUUGUUCAAGUAGAGCAGCGACAAAAUCCUCAUUUGAGGAAUAAGCCUUGUGCAGUUGUACAGUACAAAUCGUGGAAAGGUGGUGGGAUUAUUGCAGUGAGUUAUGAAGCUCGUGCAUUUGGGGUCACUAGAAACAUGUGGGCGGAUGAUGCUAAGAAGUUAUGUCCAGAUCUUCUACUGGCACAAGUUCGUGAGGCCCGUGGGAAAGCUAACCUCACCAAGUACCGGGAAGCCAGUGUCGAAGUGAUGGAGAUAAUGUCUCAUUUUGCUGUGAUUGAACGUGCCAGCAUUGAUGAGGCUUAUAUAGAUCUGACCAGUGCUGUACAAGAUAGACUUCAAAAGCUGCAGAGUCAGCCUAUUUCAGCAGACUUGUUGCCGAGUACUUACAUUGAAGGGUUGCCCCGAGGUCCUACAACGACAGAAGAGACUAUUCAGAAAGAGGAGAUGCGAAAACAAGGCUUACUUCAGUGGCUUAAUUCUCUUCAGUUUGAUAACACCACCUCUCCAGACCUGCAGCUCAAUGGGGCAGUGAUUGUGGAGGAAAUGAGAGCAGAAAUCGAGAGGCAGACUGGUUUUCAGUGCUCAGCUGGAAUUUCACACAAUAAGGUCCUGGCAAAACUGGCCUGUGGGCUAAAUAAGCCAAACCGUCAGACUCUGGUCUCACACGGGUCAGUCUCACAGCUCUUUAGCCAAAUGCCAAUUCGUAAAAUCCGUAAUCUCGGAGGAAAGCUAGGGGCCUCUGUCAUUGAAAUUCUAGGGGUAGAAUACAUGGGUGAACUGACCCAGUUCACUGAAUCCCAGCUCCAGAAUCAUUUUGGAGAGAAGAAUGGGUCUUGGCUAUACGCCAUGUGCCGAGGGAUUGAACAUGAUCCAGUUAAACCCAGGCAGCUACCCAAAACCAUUGGCUGUAGCAAGAAUUUCCCAGGAAAAACAGCUCUGGCUACUCGGGAACAGGUACAAUGGUGGCUCUUGCAGUUAGCCCAGGAACUAGAGGAGAGACUGACUAAAGACCGAAAUGAUAAUGACAGAGUGGCCACCCAGUUGGCUGUGAGCAUCCGUGUACAAGGAGACAGACGUCUCAGCAGCCUGCGCCGUUGCUGUGCUCUUACCCAUUAUGAUGCUCAUAAGAUGAGCCACGAUGCUUUUGCUGUCAUCAGAAACUGUAAUACUUCUGGAAUCCAAACUGAAUGGUGAGUUUUUUUCUAGUGCAUAUUCUCAAAAGACUUUUCCAGUGUUAGCUCUAAAAUUAGUGUGCAUCCGAGCUCUUUCAGCUGGGGUAGGCUCUUUGUGACUCAGACUAGUAGCACCUAUUACAGAGGGGAUGGUCAUGCACUAAGGGAAAGAACACAGAAAAAAGGCAGCUCGGCUGCAGCUUCUUUGCCUGUGGCACAUUUGGUUCCCAGGAGUAGUUAGAAGGA
Messenger RNA from Castor canadensis (American beaver), 1755 nucleotides. NCBI's taxonomy places the organism in Eukaryota, Metazoa, Chordata, Mammalia, Rodentia, Castoridae. The record is from RefSeq and is a predicted model, not a curated record.